UAUACGCCGUGAAUAUGAACGGAAAACAAAUUGCGAGUUGACCGGUGAGUUUAUAAAUUAUAGCGUAAAUUUCAGGCGCCUAACGUUAGCUUGCUUGCCUGCAAAACGUGUGUUGCUGAGUGACAGACCGUGCUGUAUUCUAAGUGAGUGACUGGUCUCACUGUUCUUUUUUCAAUCUUUAGCAAUAUUACUUAUCAGCAAUAUCGGCUCAUACUAUUUCUAUAGUUUUGAACGAUAGUUGUGCAUGGUCUCGAACUUCGAAGUCAAAGGCAUCACAUCAGAACAUUUCAGUGUGCAUGGACGCAUCAUCACUCAGCAGCCUCAUCAGCUCAGGGAUGAUCAGAUGAUGGUGUAUUCAGUGGUGAGUUUGCUCCGUGGACCGUGCGUGUGACUGAUUAACACACUGUACAUGUAGCCGUAUAGCGUCAGCCAAGAUGUGGCAGAGCUUUAUUGAUGGAGAUGCGGGGCUAUUCAACAAGUUUGGGCCAGCCCCUCUUCCAGCCAUUUCCAGCAACCAGCCUGGUGCCCAGACUCCACAGCCCAAUGACUACAACCAAAUUAUUCCCCUCGGCGGGCGCCGGUCUCAGCUGUCCAACGUCACUGCGGUCCCGGCCUAUGCGGGGGACUACACAGAGAACAGACUACGACAGGUGGAGGACAGGCUGAACAUGUCUGAGCAGUCAUGUCGGGCGCUACUGGAAGAAGUCGUCCGUUUGAGAGGGGAGUUGAAGCAGUCGCACCUGCGCUCAGAUGAAGCCAUCCAGAGCGAGCGCCAAUCCCGCCAGCAGCUGGCCGACAGCAUCCGGUCCAGCAACGAUCUGAUCGGUCAGCUGGGAGCGAGGCUCAAGCGGGCCGAGGAGCGCGUGUCGGACGAGAGGACAGCCGUAGGGGCGCUGGUCAACCACACCAAGCAGGUGGAGCAAGCGGUGCUGGGGAGCCAACAAGAAUUGGUGGCCAGGAGAGACCAGCAACUUACUAAAAUCGCUGAGCUUCGCAACGACCUGGACGAGGCCAAUCGGCUGAGGGAGCAGCUGGAGAGAGCAACCACAACCUUGGUGGAUGAAGUGCGCGCCAUCAAGGGCAAAGUGGACACUCAGCACAUGGAAUCGACCAGCAUUGUGCAUGACGUCAAGGAGCGCACCAAGAGACUAGAGGAGGACAACAGAACACUGAUCUCUAGAUAUCGCAUCCAGCAUAGCGACCAGGAGUUGAACUCUGACAAGAACCUGACCCAGCUCAGGUUACAGAUGAGUGCCAGACUUGGUGAGGUGAGGGAUGUCUUGAUGGAUCUCAGGAAUCGAGUCACCACCGAGGAGACGGAGAGAAGGCAACAAGAGCAGAACUUCUUCCUCAAGCUGAAUGACAUCCAGUCCCAGGUCCAUGAGCAGUCGCGCAAGCGCGACGAGACCAUACACACCAUCGACGUGGUCCAGAGAGAGCGGGAGCACGCCGCCGACAACGAACGCCUCAAGAUGCAGGGCAAGAUUGCCGAGAUUGCCGAGGAGGUCAGCCGCAAGAUACUCUCCAAGGAAAUCAGACUGAGGGAGGAGGCCCAGCAAAAGUUUGGGAAUAUUGAGAAGUAUCUCCAUGCUGAGCAAGCUGCUCGUAUCGCUCACGAGCAAGCCAUGCGAGAGGAGAAUGAGAAGAGGUGGGCUGCCUUACAGAAACUCACAGAAGAGGAAGUACUACACGUCAGAGAGGGACAGAAAUUGGACAGGCACAAGAAUGUGGGCGGCAUGUCCAAGGUAAAUGAAUAUAUGGACAAACUGGAGAAGAUGCAACACGAGACCAAGAAACAACUAGAAGCCGUCAUGAAGGCUGAGAUCAAAUCAAGGCAAAACCAAGACAAGCAGAUUGAAGACAAGAUAGAGGAUGUUCAAGAGAAGCUGGGCGUGGCCAUCUCCACCUUGCAGCAGGCCAUCGGAGGCAUCAAUGAGCAAGUAUCUUCAGCUACUAGCCAGCCCAGAGAGAGUGAUGCGUAUCAAGACAAGGUGAAGCUACUGAUUGAGGAGCAGAGCCAGGGCGGGUUACGAGGCUUAGCUGACCUGGAUGCGAGGGUCAUGGCAUUGCAGGCCAAGCUGGCAUCGCAAGAGGAAGAGACUCAACGAACCGUUACUAAGGCAAUUGCUGAGGCGAUUGAUGAUAAGGAUAAGCAGGCAUCUAAAUCGCUGAUGGAAGAUCAGGCUGAGAAACUGGAGAAGAUAGACGACUGGCGGGACAGUGCCGAGAAGAAACUCAAACAGAUCAAGGAGCGUAUGGAUGAACUCGGACCAGAGAUUCGUGAGAUGAAUCGGACCAAUGAGACACUGCAGGAGGACAUGAAGGGGCUGAUCGACUCAGAAUCCAAGGAUAGAAUCCGUGAUGUCCAGAUGGUUCGUCAGGACCUGCAGACUAAGUACACCCAGCUCCAGCAGGAUAUAGAGGCAGCCAAGCAGGCCAUACCUAGCGGCGGUGAAGCCGCCGUGCCUGUCAUUCCAGUCACUCAGAAAGAGAAGCUGGCCCAGGGGAAAGGAGGAGGCAAAGUGGACGAGGCCACCAAGGCUAGGAUUGAUGAUAUUGAGGACAACAUUAAUAAGCAACGGAAGAAGUUUGAAGAGCUGAAGGAGCAGAUAGGAAAAGCUGAGAAUAGCAUACAAACAGUCCGAGUCCACCUGGGAAGGAAGAUAGAUGCAGAGACGAAAGCUAGGCGAGAGGAGGUACAAGACAUGCAAGGUUUGUUUGAGGAGUUGCAGGGCCGGCUGGCUCCGUUAAUUGACGGCAAGAGCCCGGCGGGACAACGCUCGACGCCAACAAACAAGGACAACGGGGCGGAGUCGGCCAAGGGGAGUAAGAAGGGGAGUGCAGCAGGUAGGGGGAGGACGUCGGCCGGAAGCAACAAUGUUAGUUAGCUCAGGAAUGCGUUGGGAUUUACAGUAUCGGGGCUACAAAGUGAUUACUUUGAUGCUUGGUUGCAUUGCUGCAGAGAUUGUGAAAAUGUCAAUCAUUACGCGUUCUAUGGAAAUCACCAGCCUCAAAGCUAAGGGCCACUUAAAGUUGCGACUACAAAAAAAAAAUAAGAACUAGAGAUACAAGUUAACCAGUUCAUGCUGGAUGACGUGUAUACACGCAAAGGUUUUGCAGUAUUCGAAACAGAUGACGGAUAAAGAUGCAGGGAGCGAGGCUGGAAAUAUCUGUCAGCGACUUGCUCUAGUCCGAAAAUAUGAGGGCAGAGUUUUUAACAAGCCAUAACACCCCCCCCCCUUCCUCCUGGGAAUAAAAACUAAGGGAGAAAAAUAAAAACAAUGUUGUGCUUUAAAAUGUAAAGCAGUGUAGACCGCUUUUUGGAAGAUUAAUCGAAGUGUACUGUUCAUUUUGUGUUUUGCUGGACAAAACAUUGGGAACAAUUUACAAAUGUUAUGUGUUUGUGUGUGACUUUUUGCUUGUAUUUCCAAGAUUUUAUAACUUGGAAAAAAAAUGUAAAAAGCGUGAUUUUGACAUUGAAUUUUGUAACAUUAGAAUGCCAUGCUUGCAACCUAACAACUUCUGUAGAUGUUACACUUAACAGAAAUCUAAAAUGACUCGCUGUGACCCAGUGGAAUUUCAAAGGAAACAUUUGAAGAAAAAAAAAGGCUUUUUUAUCUUGCAUU
Messenger RNA from Patiria miniata (bat star), 3626 nucleotides. Its product is annotated as golgin subfamily A member 6-like protein 22. The transcript has 21 exons. The coding region runs from base 435 to 2888 and encodes 817 amino acids. The record is from RefSeq and is a predicted model, not a curated record. NCBI's taxonomy places the organism in Eukaryota, Metazoa, Echinodermata, Asteroidea, Valvatida, Asterinidae.